AGGCUCCCCGGAAGAACGCUUUGAGCUCCCAGGAUGAGCGGGUGGCAGUGGUGGCUGCUGCUGCGGCGGCGGUGACGGGACUAGAGCUCUAUGCCUUUCCAGCUGUUCAUUCCGCUAGGCUUCCUGUGCGCGCUGCUCCCUCUGCACCAUGGUGCGCCAGGUCCCGACGGCACCGCACCGGAUCCCGCCCACUACAGAGAGCGAGUCAAGGCCAUGUUCUACCACGCCUACGACAGCUACCUGGAAAAUGCCUUUCCUUUCGAUGAGCUUCGACCUCUCACCUGUGACGGGCACGACACCUGGGGCAGUUUUUCUCUGACUCUAAUUGAUGCUUUGGAUACCUUGCUGAUUUUGGGGAAUGUCUCAGAAUUCCAAAGAGUAGUUGACGUGCUCCAGGACAAUGUGGACUUUGAUAUCGAUGUGAACGCUUCUGUGUUUGAAACUAACAUUCGAGUGGUAGGAGGCCUCCUUUCUGCUCAUCUGCUAUCGAAGAAGGCUGGUGUUGAAGUGGAGGCUGGAUGGCCCUGUUCUGGACCUCUCCUGAGGAUGGCUGAGGAGGCAGCUCGGAAACUCCUGCCAGCCUUUCAGACCCCCACUGGCAUGCCAUAUGGAACGGUGAACUUGCUUCAUGGUGUGAACCCUGGAGAGACCCCUGUCACAUGUACAGCAGGGAUUGGGACCUUCAUUGUGGAAUUUGCCACCCUGAGCAGCCUCACUGGUGACCCCGUGUUCGAAGAUGUGGCCAGAGUGGCCCUGAUGCGCCUCUGGGAGAGCCGGUCAGAUAUUGGGCUGGUCGGCAAUCAUAUCGAUGUGCUCACUGGCAAGUGGGUCGCCCAGGAUGCAGGCAUCGGGGCUGGCGUGGAUUCCUACUUUGAGUACUUGGUGAAAGGAGCCAUCCUGCUUCAGGAUAAGAAGCUCAUGGCUAUGUUCCUAGAGUAUAACAAAGCCAUUCGGAAUUACACCCGCUUUGAUGACUGGUACCUGUGGGUGCAGAUGUACAAGGGGACUGUGUCCAUGCCAGUGUUCCAGUCCUUGGAGGCCUACUGGCCUGGUCUUCAGAGCCUAAUUGGAGACAUUGACAAUGCCAUGAGAACCUUCCUCAACUAUUACACGGUUUGGAAGCAGUUUGGGGGACUCCCCGAAUUCUACAACAUUCCUCAGGGAUACACAGUGGAAAAGCGAGAAGGCUACCCACUCCGGCCGGAACUCAUUGAGAGUGCGAUGUACCUGUAUCGUGCCACGGGGGAUCCCACCCUCUUAGAACUGGGAAGAGAUGCUGUGGAAUCCAUUGAAAAAAUCAGCAAGGUGGAGUGCGGAUUUGCAACAAUCAAAGAUCUUCGAGACCACAAGCUAGACAACCGCAUGGAGUCGUUCUUCCUGGCUGAGACUGUGAAAUACCUCUACCUGCUGUUUGAUCCCACCAACUUCAUCCACAACAAUGGCUCCACCUUCGACACGGUGAUCACCCCCUAUGGGGAGUGCAUCUUGGGGGCUGGGGGAUACAUCUUCAACACGGAAGCUCACCCCAUCGACCCUGCAGCCCUGCAUUGUUGCCGGAGGCUGAAGGAAGAGCAGUGGGAAGUGGAAGACUUGAUGAGGGAAUUCUACUCUCUCAAACGGAGGUCAAGAUUUCAGAAAAAGACUGUGAGUUCAGCGCCAUGGGAACCCCCAGUAGGUCCAGGAACAUUCUUCUCACCUGAAAACUAUGAACAGAUGAAGGAGAAGAAGCCUGCCAAGCAGAAAACCCCACUUCUCAGCUGCCCUAGCCAGCCCUUCACUUCAAAGUUGGCAUUACUGGGACAGGUUUUCCUAGACUCCUCAUAACCACUGGAUGAUUUUGUAUUUUUUAUUUUUUUGAGACUAAAGUAUAAUAAUAAAUCUUCUUUUGGCUAU
Messenger RNA from Nycticebus coucang (slow loris), 1893 nucleotides. RefSeq names its product ER degradation enhancing alpha-mannosidase like protein 2 (gene EDEM2). Gene Ontology annotation, biological process: mannose trimming involved in glycoprotein ERAD pathway; carbohydrate metabolic process; endoplasmic reticulum mannose trimming. Bases 91 to 1824 code for a protein of 577 amino acids. Gene Ontology annotation, molecular function: mannosyl-oligosaccharide 1,2-alpha-mannosidase activity; calcium ion binding. The record is from RefSeq and is a predicted model, not a curated record. Gene Ontology annotation, cellular component: endoplasmic reticulum; membrane. NCBI's taxonomy places the organism in Eukaryota, Metazoa, Chordata, Mammalia, Primates, Lorisidae. The transcript has 11 exons.